AUGGUGCCGCAGUCCCUGGCGGGCCCGCAAGCCUGGCCCGCGGCCGACUGGGCGCGAGAGCUCCGUGGAACCCGCCAGGUUGGAGCAGUUCUUGGGGCGACCAGCCAGGAGGUCACGCGGGACGAGGACAUCGCCGAAGCAUUCGCUCGUUUCUGCGAAGACUUGUGCAGCGUGGGCGGCUCUUGCGACAAAGCGCGCCCAGAGGAGCAGCAUACGCCACACCUGCUCUCCAGUAUCGUUUUACAUAUGCGUAUGCAGGAGUCCAUUGAGGCUUACUUCACAGAGGAGCAGUACGGCUUUCGCAAAGGCAGAGGUUGUGACAACGCUCUACACGUUCUCCGGUUGGUCGCAGAGAAGUCGGCCGAGUGGGGGGAGGAGCUCUGGGUGGCCACGCUGGACGUUGAGAAGGCUUUCGACAGAGUUUCCCGCGACCAGCUUAUCGAGGCCUUGACCAGCACGGGGGCGGACAUCUGCAUGGUGAGCGUCUUGCGAAAACUGCACAGAAGGAUGACCGCGUACGCGAAGCUGGCCUCCAGGGAUAGGGCGAGGCUCUUCUCGGGGCGGCAGACGGACAAGAAGUCCGACGACGAGACGCAGGAGAUGCUCAAGGAGAACCGGGGGCUGCGGGAGGCCAACAGCGCCCUCGACGAGGUCCUCGAGUCAGGCAAAGGGAUAUUGGACAACCUGAUUGGCCAGAACACCGUCCUCAAGGGUGCGCGCAAGAAGCUCUUGGACGCGGCGAACGUGAUGGGCGUGUCCAACAGCCUGGUGAAGGUGAUCGACAGGAGGCAGACGGGCGACAAGUACAUCGUGUACGGAGGCAUGGCCUUCGUGCUCUUCUUGCUUUUGUCGCUGUGGUACUUGCUGCGCAUGUGA
Messenger RNA from Prorocentrum cordatum, 876 nucleotides. NCBI's taxonomy places the organism in Eukaryota, Dinophyceae, Prorocentrales, Prorocentraceae. The record is from the annotation of a GenBank genome assembly.